UUUAGUUUUGUAUGAAUUGUUACCUACUUUCUAUGUAUAUAAAUUCACUGUGACUUUUGUUAUUAAAAUAAUGCUAUGCUACUGUUAUAAUGGGUACUAGUUAAGAUAAUGGUCUGUGAUAUCAGUAGUCUAACUAAUACAGUGACUAAAAUAUAGUAUGCUGCCCUACGAUGCAAGCACAUGCCAUAAACCAUUUUUUUGUUUCCUGAAUCUGUAAGUCAUAUCUUAAAAUAGUUUAACAUUUUUGAAUGGUGCAUUUAUUGUGUAAAUUCAAUUGAAGGAAAGACUCAAAUAAUUUUGAUGGAAAUACAGGUUAAUUCAGAAAAUGGGACAUGUCAAUCAAAUGUGUUCUGUUGACUUGGCAUCUUAGGUAUGUUGUAAAACAACUUUUAGCUUUCUAUGCCUUUCCAUUCUCAAGCAACAUUUGAAUUAUGUUGGUUCGUUGUCCUUACUGUACUGUAUCAUAGAAAAGAGUACUAACAGAGUAGAACACUCUGACCAAAAACUCACAUUUGACCAAAAAAAGCAGAAUUUUUCAGGAAAUAUAAUUUUUUAAUGAAAUGUCCUCCUUAAAUCAGUGAGAUUAGGAUCUGUACUUAUCUAUUUGAUAAUUAUUAUAAGGUUUUUUUAUCCGAUAUUAUGCAUUUUACCACAAUCAAUGCAAAGUUUUAAAAAGUCCCAAAAAGUAAAACAUUCUUUUUGUACCCCCUUUUUCUCCGCUAUUUCGAUCUUAUGUUCUCGCUGCAACUCCCCAAUGGGUUUGGGAGGCAAAGGUCGAGUCAUGCGUCCUCCAAAACACCGCCUGGAGGCCAGAUGCACCAAUGUGUCAGAGGAAACACCGUUCAACUGACGACCAAGUGGGCUAUAAUCUUGGGAGAUGACGGAUGGACACAUUGGGAAGAUUGGAACCUGUGACCCUGCAGUCUAAAGACACCAUGGAGCAAGGCUUCAGCUUCAGCACACUGAAGAAGCUGGCAGCCGAGCCGGACCACACGGACGUGAGCCUGACGGCGGGAGAGCGCGUGCGGGCCCUCAGCAAGAUGGGCUGCAGCAUCGAGAUCAACGAAGAGAUCACGCCACGCCGCUACUUCCGGUCCGGGGUGGAGAUGGAGCGCAUGGCCGCCGUGUACCUGGAGGAGGGCAGCCUGGAGAAUGCCUACAUCCUCUACAACAAGUUCAUCACUCUGUUUGUCGAGAAACUCCCCAGCCAUCGAGACUACCAGCAGUGCAGUGUGCCUGAGAAACAGGUGAUAAUAAAGAAGUUGCAAGAUGUCGCAUUUCCGCGGAAAGAUCAAUUGAAGAAGCUCCUCCACGAGAAGUACAACAAGGAACAAACAGAGUAUCUCAAAAGUCAGAGCCAGGCGGUGGUGGCGGAUUGCUGCGGCCAGCAGCUGCAGAAGAUGUCUCUGGUUGAGCAGGAGAGGCAGAGGGUGGCGCAGCUGCGCAGGAUGCAGAUGGAGUCGGAGCAAUUCCGCUACUUCGAGGACCAACUGCGCAGACAGGAGCUGGCCAAUCGCAGAGACGAGGCGGUCGCUAAAGUGCCUGAACAAACAGACGGGGCCUGCCUGUCCCACUCCUCCAAGAACCAUGUUCGUCUCGACCCAAACCGUAAUAAACAGUUUCUCCCCAGCAGCAAGCCAGCAGCUACACUGGCUGGCGUACAUAAUCAACGGGUUGAGGGCCUGAGGCGGGUGGUCAUUCCUAGAGACCUGACCUACAGGUUUCUACUGCUAGCCGACAGUAACACAGCCAGGGGAAUAGAGACAUGUGGGGUACUCUGUGGAAAACUGACUCAAAACGAGUUCAUGUUGACCCAUGUGGUGGUGCCCAAACAGUCAGCCGGCCCAGACUACUGUGAUAUGGAGAACGUGGAGGAGCUCUUUAGUUUCCAGGACCACCACAACCUACUGACUCUUGGCUGGAUCCAUACCCACCCCACCCAGACGGCCUUCCUGUCCAGUGUUGACCUGCAUACACACGGCUCCUACCAGCUCAUGCUGCCUGAAGCCAUCGCCAUCGUCUGCUCGCCCAAACACAACGAUACGGGGGUGUUCAGACUCACCAGCUCUGGGAUGGGGGAGGUCGCUGGCUGCAGACUGAAGGGCUUUCACCCACACUCCAAGGACCCGCCGCUCUUCAGCAUCUGUAGGCAUGUUGUUAUAAAGGACUCGAAAACAACAGUGCUGGACCUCCGGUGACAGCGAGGGGAAGACAAGACACCCACAACCCUCACCAUCACAAACUGGAACUCCUAUUUAUUUUUUAAUUUAACCUUUAUUUAACUAGGCAAGUCAGUUAAAGAACAUAUUCUUAUUGACAAUGACGGGCCUACAGUGGGUUAACUGCCUUAUUCAGGGACAGAACGACAGAGUUUUACAUUGUCAGCUCGGGGAUUCGAUCUAGCAACCUUUUGGUUACUGGCCCAACUCUCUAACCACUAGGCUACCUGCCGCCCCAUUUAUACCGUUGUUUACAAUGAAGGCUUUUGUAUUUAUUUAUUUUUUUGAAAUGAGGUACUGUGAAUUGAAACUGCUUUGCAACACAAUGAUGUGAGCUAUGGAAUUGUUCUAAUGGUGUUGUUUUAUCAACUCUUUAUUCACUUUAAGUAUGGGAUUGUUUUUGGUUGGGGGCUUUUUGAUAGCUUGGCUUGACAAUUUUGGCAGAGGGGAGUUUUUGAUGCAGAUAGUCUUUCUGCUUGUCAGAUUUGAUGUGAAAUUCGAGAGAGAGAGAGAACUCUUUUAGCACGCAGGCUUACUGUAAAUGGCCUUAGGUGUUUCAGUGUGAGAACAACUGGCUGAGAAUAAAGUGUGUGUGUGAGCAGGUGCGUGUGUUAUAUGAAUGAUUACAUGAGUGAUAUUCUCCCGUGAGGGUAUCCUUACCCUUCACUUUCUUGGUACAGGAUACAACAGACGAGACAUGAGAGACACAAUGAUACAGUAUUUACACAAUUGAUUACAUAUGCAGAGAUUCAACAAAUGAACAAACAUUUUUUUUUAAAGAUCAUAUAAAAUGGACUGAUUGAAUUGGGAUGGCUCUAUGUGGCUUAGGACGUUUCAUGUUGUCUUUUUAGUCUUUGUUAUAAUAGAUUACAUUUGGCCAGUUGGAUUUUAGCCUUGACAUUUUUUGCAUUAUUUGUGAGCCUUGGAUUUAUCUUGGAAGUGUUGACCUAAAAGAAAACCGUAACUCAGUUCUUAUUUGAAGUAGCCCAUCGAGGUGGAAUGUCUUGUGCGGGGAGGAACAAACCGAAGUGCUCAAAGAAUGAGUGACUUCAGAAAGUAUUCAUACCCCUUGACAUCUUCAAAAUGUUGUUGCUACAGCCUGAAUUCAAAAUGGAUUAAAUAGAUGUUUGUGUCACCCAUCUAUAAACAAGACCCCAUAAUGACAAAGUGAAAACGUAUAUUUGUUUGCGAGGGUAUUGAAUAUGAAAUAUAGAAAUAUCUCAUUUACAUAAGUAUUCACAGCCCCGAGUCAAUACUUUGUAUCGCGAUUUGUAUCGCGAGAUGAGUUGUCUUGGGUAUGUCUGUAUCAGCUUUGCACAUCUAGAUUCGGGGAUUUUCUCCCAUUCUUCCUUGCAGAUUCUCUCCAGCUCUGUUAAAUUUGUUUUGGAGCGGCAUUGAAAAGCAAUCUUCAAGUCUUUCCACGGAUUUUCAAUGGGCUUCAAGUCUCGGCUUUGGCUGGGCCACUCAAGGACUUUCGCAUUUUGGUUCUGAAGCCAUUCAAACGUUGCUUUGGCUGUAUGCUUGGUGUCAUUGUCCUGUUGGAACAUACAUCUUCACACCAGUCAGGUAGUUUGCACUCUGAAGCAAGUUUUCAUCAAAGAUUUUCCUGUAUUUGGCUUCAUUUGUUCCCUCCAUCCUUACCAGUCUCCCAGUCCAUGCCGCUGAAAAGCACCCCUAUAGCAUGAUGCUGCCACCACCAUGCUUCACGGUAGGGAUGGUGUUAGACGGGUGAUGAGCUGUGCCUGGUUUUCUCCAGACAUAGCGCUUUGCAUUCAGGCCAAGUUUGUCUCAUUAGACCACAAAAUGUUUUGCCUUGCGCUCUGAGUUGUUCACGUGCCUUUUUGAAAACUCCAAGGGGCCUCAUAACUGGCUUGUAAAUUUUACACAGAAUAUCUGCAUGCACCAUUUCUGAAAAGGGCGCACACACACAAAAAUAUUUAGAUGUAUAAACUUGGUGCAUCCCAUGUAUACACGCAUGUUUCCCGUUUAUAAAUCAGACCUGAAGUAAAGCUGUGCACAUGAAGGAACAUUAUAACUCUGAAAAACACCAAUCAAUGUGUACUUUGGAAAUAUUGGAAUUUUGCCCAUGCUACAGAAGGCUAUAUUGGUCUGCUAAUACACCACUAGUGAACACGUAGUGCACUAGGUUUGUGGGGGGGGGGAAUGUUUUAUUUUUCAUACUAUAGGCCACUACUUAUAGUGGUAGCCUAUACACUUCAAUGCAAAAUAUCAACUGUCUGUUCACCUGUUGAAUUCUAUUGUAUGUUAUAAAGCGCGCUCACUUUCGGAAAUUAAAGCAUAUCUAAUACUGGUGGUAAGCCUAAUUAAAUGAGAGCUGCGCAUGGUAAUCUGUUGUAUGGCUACUUCGGGAAUAUGAAUUCAUCUUGGCCAGAAAAUCUGAGGAAUUUCCACUGCAAUGGUUAUGAUAUAUUUUUUUUUUGUUUAUACAUUUAAAUAUUGUCUACUUGAGGAAUUUGACAUUAAUGCAGUCAACGUUUUUAGAAUACAAAUUCAACAAAUAGAUUUUCUCACUAACGGCUAGUGAUAGCAUCUGGUAAUUAUAUAUUUAGCUACCCGAUUUAGUUGUUGUUAAGACGGUCACAUUUUCCUGCACAAGGCUAGUCUACUUUUGACUUCUUGCCAUGCAAUACCUCAACCACUAGAAACUGCAUACACAUGGUCUAAAGUUUGCGAGAGAAUAAGCACAUUCCCACCAAGUUUUUUUUUAUUAAAAAAUUGCCAACUUUAGUGUGAAAUGGGAAUUUUGGGGAAUUUUUGUGCAUAUAAAGUUUAUAAAUGAAGCCC
Oncorhynchus kisutch (coho salmon) is the source of this 5024-nucleotide messenger RNA. Its product is annotated as AMSH-like protease. The transcript is spliced from 11 exons. Lineage: Eukaryota; Metazoa; Chordata; Actinopteri; Salmoniformes; Salmonidae. Gene Ontology annotation, biological process: protein K63-linked deubiquitination. The coding region runs from base 885 to 2198 and encodes 437 amino acids. The record is from RefSeq and is a predicted model, not a curated record. Gene Ontology annotation, molecular function: K63-linked deubiquitinase activity; metal-dependent deubiquitinase activity; protein binding. Gene Ontology annotation, cellular component: membrane; endosome.